Sorghum bicolor (sorghum) is the source of this 1098-nucleotide messenger RNA. RefSeq lists its product as uncharacterized. The transcript is spliced from 2 exons. Lineage: Eukaryota; Viridiplantae; Streptophyta; Magnoliopsida; Poales; Poaceae. The record is from RefSeq and is a predicted model, not a curated record. The coding region runs from base 303 to 824 and encodes 173 amino acids.
AACUCAAUCAGUUUACUACUAGCUAGACUAGAGCCCCAUAUCCGCGGCGAUAUAUUAUUCUCCCGCCUAAUUAACCACAUAUUUAUGCUUGCACUCUUCUUCCCACCUACUACCUUCAGUCCAUUCAUCGCUCACUUGCCAUAUGUGUCUCCCGUUCUGCUGCCGCGAAAAUGAUCCGCCACAACCGCAAGUGACACAUGAGCAUCAUACAGGUCACGGGGUCGAGCAUGUCGACCACCCGCCGCCCUCUGGAACUGGAAAGGGAUCAGACAAUGGCAACGGUGCGAACAUGAACAAGAACAAUGGCGAUGAAGAUAAGAGCAAUAUGGCGAAGUCACCACCUACUCCGGCACCGCAACAAUCUCCUGAUAGCGACACGGAAGACGAAGAAGUCCCAUCGGCAUCGCCUACUCCGGCGGCUCCGCAAACUCAUCAUAGUCCUCUUAAACAUAGGCACCAGAAGACCGAGGAGGCUUCGGUGGCAGCGACGACUCCUGUGCCUACUGUGGCCACCAAAGCUCCCAAGAAAGCCGAGCAAGUCGUCGCCAGUCCAAGACACCAUGCCGGGUCAGCUGUGGCAGCAGCAGGCGUCGCGGAUUCCGCGAGGACGCCACCCGAGAUGCAGGUUGCUCGUCGUGGCCAAGCCCAUCAAGGCGAUUACGGCUACCCUAACCCUAGCGCUUCUCCCACUGUGGUGGCGGUGCCGGCUGCCAACAACGUCCGUGGAGAUCGUGGGCAUGGUGAUGGUGCUCAUGCUCAUGCAUACGGUGGCAAAGAUGAUCGCAAGACUCCAGGCAGAACAUCACGGCAGUGAUGAGGUGUGACAAACAUGUUUCGACGACUUUGUCUUGAUGCUGGUGAUCGUAUUCCAGAGGAGUUGACAUCUUGGAUCAAGGCGGUUUAUUGCGUAGGACUACUUGAGCCUUCGUUGGGAAUGUAAUUUUUUCGUUAUUUAUCUUCUUUUUUUCUCCCGUUGUAUUAAUUUGGCCUCAUUCUACCUAUGGGUAGAUGAAGCCGGAUAGUUUCUAUCCUUUAUCUAAAAAACCAUAGUGAAUCCAUAUAUUGUACUGUAUAUAUGAUCUCGGUUGUUGCUUUUAA